AUGUCCACCCGUAAGAGAAAGCAAGAGGAGGAGGAGGAGCUUGUCUCCCUUCCCGACGACGACGGCGAAGAGGAAGAGGAGUACGAGUCCGAGGAAGACGCAGAGGAAGGCGACGGUGAUGACGACGUGGAAGAGGAAGAGGAGGAAGAGGGCGACGCUGAUGAAGACGCUGAAGCCAAUGGCUUAGACGAGAAAGCUCCUCCAUCAAAGAAGCGGAAGACCGAGACCGAGGAGGCCGCUGAGGAGGAGGAAGCCGAGGACGAGCCCGAGGGUGGUGAGAAAGCCGGCGAGGGGGAAGAGGCCGAGGCUGACGAAGAGGCCGCCAACGGCGUAGACGAUGCUCCUGCCAAGGGCGAAGUCAAGGCCGCCGACGCACCCGCAGCCGCUACCAACGGCGACGCCGCCAAAGCCGUUGCUGCUGGUGGCGAUGCCGAGGAGUAA
Messenger RNA from Colletotrichum higginsianum IMI 349063, 441 nucleotides. RefSeq lists its product as uncharacterized. NCBI's taxonomy places the organism in Eukaryota, Fungi, Ascomycota, Sordariomycetes, Glomerellales, Glomerellaceae. Bases 1 to 441 code for a protein of 146 amino acids. The transcript has 3 exons. The record is from RefSeq and is a predicted model, not a curated record.